Molecule: messenger RNA, 2601 nt
Organism: Corvus hawaiiensis (hawaiian crow)
Lineage: Eukaryota; Metazoa; Chordata; Aves; Passeriformes; Corvidae
Product: ALS2 C-terminal-like protein
Source: RefSeq, a predicted model, not a curated record
CAGCCAGCUGGGCCUCAAGGAAUUCCCGGUGGAGAAAAGAUGGGAAGGGAUCUUUGAGCAAUUCCUGGAAUUCGUCCGCUGCGGCUGCAAGGAGGAAAUGGAGGAAUCUUUCACGGGAUUCCACAUCCAAAGCAGCAAGGAGCUGAGGAAAUCCCAGGAAUACCUGUUCUGCCAAAGGGGCACCGAGGAGAUCUCCUGGAAAACCGAAGAUAUCCUGGAAGAGCUCAUCCAGCACCAGGAGCUGGAGUCACUCCAGAGGUAUUUGGAGCAGGCGCUGAAGUCUUCCCUGCAUCCCUUGGGAAAGCUCCUGCCUCUGACCGUGGUUUUCCAGGCCACUUAUUCCGGGAUCGGGGCCACCAGGCACCUGCUGAGCAUGGCUCAAGAGGAGGUCAAGUUCUACGCCCAGAAAAUUUGGGAAUUCUACCAGGCUUUGCUGCGUCUGGCGCUGGCGCGGAAGGGCCGGGGGCCCUCGGGGACGCGGAGCCCAGAAUUCUCCUGGAGCACAAAACCCUCUGGGAUCCUCUUGGGGCAGCCCGAGCGUGUGCUGGAAAUUCGGGAAGAGGGAGCAGAAACGCGGACGACACCUCGGGAAUGCUUCUUCCGUGGGCUGCUGGGCGGGGAUCGGGAAGGGCUCCGGCGUGAUCCUGGCGCUGAUCCUGCCCGCUUGUACCCCGAGCUCUCCAUGCUCUACAUGCUGGGCCACGAGCGGCAGGACGAGCUCUACGGGCAGGGCAUCGCGGAGCUGAGCCGCUUCCCGGACAUCCGGCUCCUGGAAUUCCUGGAUGUGCACAGGCACCUGUGGCCGCUCCAGGAUCUCCCGCUGAGCUCCGAGCAGAGGCGCUCCCUGAUCAAGGAUCAAUGUUUCCUGUCUGCCACGGAAUGUCUGCAGAAGCUCAUCACCACGGCGGAUCCGGGCGCCAAGCUGGCCGUCCUGCGGCAGACGUACGAGGAGCUGCAGAGCGCCGUGAGCCGCGCGCCGCACCGGGAAGCGCCGCACCGGGAAGCGCCGCACCGGGAAGCGCCGCUGCCCAUGGACGACCUCCUGCCUCUCCUGAUCUUCGUCGUGUCCCGAGCCAAGAUCCAACGCCUGGGAGCGGAAAUCCACCUGAUCCGGGAUUUCAUGGAUCCCGCCAACCACGGCGGAAUGUUCGACUUCCUGCUGACGGCUCUGGAGUCGUGCUACGAACACAUCCAGAGGCUGCGGCUGCACCCGAGGGAGAGCGGCCGCCGUUCCCAGAGCUCCUGAUCCGCCGGGAAAAGGCGCCUUUCCCCAAGGCGGCCGGAAAAAGCGGGAACUGCGGCCCUGCUGCCCUUCCCAAAGGGAAGAAUUCCCGAGGUUUUCCCCAUCCUAAAGCACUCCCUGGAAUUCCCUCAGCCAACCUCUGGGAAUUCUUUCCAAGCUGAGGUUUCCUUCUUAGAAUUUGAUCCCCUUUUCCCACAAAAAAUUCCUGGGAAAAAUCUGGUCCUGCUCGGGAUGGAUUUUUGGGCGGAAUUCCCAGAAAAAGAAGGAAUUUAGUUGGGAAAAGCCACAAAAUCCAAUUUUGGAUGGGAUCUUUCCUUGGUGGGACCAGGAGAGCUCAUCCCAAAAAAUUCCCCCUAAAAAAUCCAGGAGCAAACACAGCUGGAAAAAGCGGGAAUUGCGGCCCUGCUGCCCUUCCCAAAGGGAAGAAUUCCCGAGGUUUUCCCCAUCCUAAAGCACUCACUGGAAUUCCCUCAGCCAACCUUUGGGUUGGAAGGAAGAAAAAUUCCUUCUUUUUCUGGGAAUUCUUUGCAAGCCAAGGGGUUUUUUUUGUCAUUUGAUCUCCAUUUCCCACAAAAAAUUCCCAGGAAAAAUCUCCUGGUCCUGCUCGGGAUGGAUUUUUUGGCAGAAUUCCCAGAAAAAGAAGGAAUUUACUUGGGAAAAGCCACAAAUUCCAUUUUUGGGAUUCCUUGGCAGGGCCAGCAGAGCUCAUCCCAACGCUCCCAGAAAUUCCUGGAAUGAGAGGGCGAUUUUUCCCGCCCCUCCUUUUCCUCCUUUUCCCAACUCGGGGCCUCUCCAUCCCCUUCGGAAGCUGCUAUUCCCGAAUUUCCACCUUUCCUGCUGCUCCAGGAUUCCCGUUUAUCCCUGGGAGCGCUCGGGGGCGGCACCGCCGCACCUCGGCUCAUCCCGCGCUGCUUCGGAAUUCCGGAAAAAACGCCGGAUUCCUCCGGAAAUUUUGGGGAAAUUCUGGGGAAAAGCAGGAAUAUCAAUCCCAAAUCCAGCUGCUUCCGUGCCCUGUCGAAACCUGGAAUGGCUUCGUGCUCGGAGCACAACCAGGCUGGAAUUCACCUUGGAAAAGGAACCUUUGGAAUAUUCCAGAUGGAAUAUUUGGGAUGCCAUUGUGGCGUUUGUAGUGGAAAUCCCUUUUCCGGACAGGUUUUAUCCCGCUUUUUUUUUUUUUUUUUGGAAAUUUUCCCAUGGAAUUCUCCCCUUGUCCCGAUGAUUCCCAGAAAACCAAACUGCCCAGGCUUUUUCCCGCUGUUUUUCCCGGAAUUUUCGGCUUUAGUAAAGAGCACACGGAUUACAGGGAUCAAGGAAUGCCUCUGGAUCUUUAUUUCAAUAAAGCUUUGGAAUUCCGACCA